Molecule: messenger RNA, 3548 nt
Organism: Hyaena hyaena (striped hyena)
Lineage: Eukaryota; Metazoa; Chordata; Mammalia; Carnivora; Hyaenidae
Gene: MTFR1L
Product: mitochondrial fission regulator 1 like
Exons: 7
Coding region: 1783-2652 (289 amino acids)
Biological process (GO): mitochondrial fission; aerobic respiration
Cellular component (GO): mitochondrion
Source: RefSeq, a predicted model, not a curated record
AGGACUCAAUGCCCGGCGAGGGUAGUUGCUCGCCUGUCACUGUCUUCAUUGGUUGAGCCGUAGCAGAGGCUCCUCAGCCGGCCGGGCUACUUCGGCCGCCUCGUUUCUUCUGGGACCCGAGAGCAGCUAGAGCUUGGCCGACCUUGGCCCGGUGGGGUCGGGCCGUUGCGGGGGAGGGGAGGCGUGUCCCGGGCGAGCGCCCUGCAGCGGCUCCCCCUGAGCUCCGCCUGGGGCCCACGCGGACUGCCGCCCGUCACCGGGGUGACGAGAGCAGGCCUGCCCUGGAGGAGCCCCGAGUCUCCUGCGGGAGAGCGUGUGUGCACAGGCAAUGCCAGCGGCCUGGAGAGGGGUCGUGGGAGCGCGGAGUUGCUAGGAAUCACCUGGCGUUGCCAGCGAACCGGGGGAAGUCUUCUCGCCGACACUUGGGACGGGGAGGGCGGUGAAGGCCAAGCCCGUGUUCUCGUUCGUUCGUGAACAAACGUCGAAGUGCCCACUGCGGUGUUCUGUGUCUGGGGAAGCCUCUGCCCUUCGGCAAGACAGCACAUUACACGAGGGCCUCAUUACUGUUGUGGAAGGACUCCGAAGGAAACGUGGGGUGCUGGGGCAGGGGGGCAGUAAGGACCUGGCAGGGAAGGGAAGGCAUUGCUUGAUCCGAGCGCUGCAGAAUGAGGAGCUCGGUGAAGAGGGUGCUGGUGUUUCAAGCGGCGGGAACGGUGCUGCGGCGGCCAGCGUGGCUGGAGGCUUAGGGGAGCGCGGGAGGUGUGGCUGUCAGGUGUGCGGGGGGCCUAACCGCAGGCCUCGGAGUUUCCUCUAGUGAGGUUGGGCCGGAUCGUGGAGGUCCCUGCAGGCCGUUCUGAGUGUAGAUGUGAUCCUGCUGGUUAUAGCGAGCCUGAGCGGGAGGGGGGCGUUAAACAUAGGAGCAGUGUGUCCUAGAAAGAUCUCUCUGGCUGUUGUGUUAGGCCCAGCUGAGUCUUUGGAAGUAAGUUCGGAGAGGAAGUGGCUGUAGCGCCUAGAGUGAGCAGCACAGGGAACCGCUGUUACGUGGAACUGUGGCAGCAGAGACAUUCAGCAGAGCCUGGCCCAGAGGGACUUUGAUAAAGGCUUGACCUGCAGAGAGUUGAGCCCAUGCAGAAAGUAGCAGGAUCUAGACCAGACUUGUACUUUCUUCUGGUGUGACCACCGAGUGACCUUAGUCCGUUUCCUCUCUCUAGCCUCCUUUCCUCACGUGUACCAUAAAGUGAGUGAUAAUUCUUCUCCUGCAGGUGAAAGAAAUCCUGCAAGGGAGGUUUUAGUCCGUCCCCUAUUCAGAGCCUGCCUGUGGCUCCCCAGGGACUUCUCACCUGCCUGAACAUUCCCAGCUCUCAUGACUUGACCGCAGAUUUCCUUCUGUGCCCCUCUUUAUACCCCUGUCACCUUCCUGUCUUGGACCUGUGCUUUGGUUGCUGUUUUUCAUCCCUUCCUUCCCCCUCUGAACUCACCAUGAGGGUGCAGGGGCAGGGGCCUGAACUCACUUGGCCUGUUUAGUGUACCUUUCUUAAGCAGUGAUAUUCAGCCUUUGCUAGAAUUAAGUAUUUAGGUCCUGUUUCUCUUCCAGAUUGUGUGUUUCGUGAGAGCAUGGGUGUGUCUUACUCCUUCCAAAGUCCCUACAGGGCCCAGCACAGGGGAGAGAAACCCGGUGUUCCUUAAGAUGGCCUGAUAUGAAGGAGUCACGCCUCCAACCUCCCCGAGCUGCCCCGUGGCUGCCUUGUCCUUCAAGUGCAGGAGCCGGUUGAAGUGUCAGGAAUGGAAGCCAGUGUGACCAUCCCAAUCUGGCAAAACAAGCCCCAUGGGGCUGCUCGCAGUGUAGUGAGAAGAAUUGGAACCAACCUGCCCCUGAAGCCAUGUCCCCGGGCAUCCUUUGAGACCCUGCCCAACAUCUCUGACCUGUGUCUGAGGGAUGUACCCCCGGUCCCUACUCUGGCUGACAUCGCCUGGAUUGCUGCAGAUGAAGAGGAGACAUAUGCCCGGGUCAGGAGUGACACACGGCCCCUGAAGCACACCUGGAAGCCCAGCCCUCUGAUUGUCAUGCAGCGCAAUGCCUCCGUGCCCAACCUGCGUGGGUCUGAGGAGCGGCUCCUGGCCUUGAAGAAGCCAGCCCUGCCAGCCCUAAGCCGCACCACAGAGCUGCAGGAUGAACUGAGCCACCUGCGCAGCCAGAUUGCUAAGAUAGUGGCAUCCGAUGCAGCUUCGGCUUCAUUAACGCCAGAUUUCUUAUCUCCAGGAAGUUCAAAUGUUUCUUCUCCCUUACCUUGUUUUGGAUCCUCAUUCCACUCUACAACUUCCUUUGUCAUUAGUGACAUCACCGAGGAGACCGAGGUAGAGGUCCCUGAGCUUCCAUCAGUCCCCCUGCUUUGUUCUGCCAGCCCCGAAUGUUGCAGACCAGAACACAAGGCUACCUGCAGUUCGUCUGAAGACGAUGACUGUGUCUCUCUAUCCAAGGCCAGCAGCUUUGCAGAUAUGAUGGGGAUCCUGAAGGACUUCCACCGGAUGAAACAGAGCCAAGAUCUGAACCGGAGUUUACUAAAGGAGGAAGACCCUGCCGUCCUGAUCUCUGAGGUCCUGAGGAGGAAGUUUGCUCUGAAGGAAGAAGAUCUUAGUAGAAAAGGAAACUGACAGAACUCAGCUCUGCACAUCCAGUCUCAUGCUCCUGGAAUUCCUUCAAUAGCUGCCUUCCUCACCACAGACCUUUCUGCCUCACAGUUAGAAAUCUCUUUGCAGAGGUCUUGUGGGAAGCUAGAGCUCCGACUGAAAGGGAAAAGUUGGAUUACGCUUCCUUUGCUUCAAACCUUAGCAGACGCUAAGGCGUGUUUUGCACUGAGACACUUGUUACAGAUAAAUGUAUAGGUUGGAAUGUUUCCGUCUAAAGGAUGAGAUAGAAGUUUGGCUUUUCCUGCCUCUGUGUGAAAAUCACUUCUAAAUGAAUGGCUUACUUCACUGCAUUAGACCCCAUAACUGGUCUCACUGGACACUUUGUACCCAGCUAUCACUCUCAGCGGCUUCCUUCCAGCAGAGCAGGGCUGAGGGGAGGGGGGCUGUGUUUGUAUGUGUCGACAGGGCAAGGAAAAUCUUAUGCUGCUCCAUCAUAACCGGACACCAGUGCCCAGCAAUCACCCUCUCCCCCUUCCAACACCUAGACAUAGAGGUCACACCUCUGGACCAGCUGACACUUGGGCUGCUGCUGGGAGGCCUGGGCUGCUUUUUUCUUAAAUAUAUUUUGUAAUACUCUACAGCCAGAUCUACCCUCCUAGGCCCUGGGCCCUCAGGGCUUCCACUGAUUGAAAACGCUUUCUCUUCCAUGGACUAAUAGGAAAGAGAAAUGGGGAGGAGAAAAGAGUACCAUCUUUCUUCCAGGCCCGUGACUGCUCCUUUGCGUUGGGCCAAGGUUUGUACCUACCACACCAUGCAUGACUCAGACGCCCUCAGGUCCCUUUCUCUACGGUAUGUAUCCUGUGUGUGUUUGGGUUGAAGCACUACCUGACAUUAAAUGAAGGAUAUGGAGAGAUACUGUA